Messenger RNA from Neogale vison (American mink), 1123 nucleotides. RefSeq names its product tropomyosin alpha-1 chain-like. Gene Ontology annotation, biological process: actin filament organization; muscle contraction. Gene Ontology annotation, molecular function: actin filament binding. The transcript has a single exon. Gene Ontology annotation, cellular component: actin filament. The record is from RefSeq and is a predicted model, not a curated record. The coding region runs from base 60 to 905 and encodes 281 amino acids. NCBI's taxonomy places the organism in Eukaryota, Metazoa, Chordata, Mammalia, Carnivora, Mustelidae.
CACCGCGCACUCGCCUCGCCGCUCCCGCCGCAGCCCCAGGGCCCCUCGCCACCGCCACCAUGGACGCCAUCAAGAAAAAGAUGCAGAUGCUCAAGCUCGACAAGGAGAACGCCUUGGAUCGAGCCGAGCAAGCCGAAGCCGAUAAGAAGGCGGCAGAGGACAGGAGCAAGCAGCUGGAAGAUGAGCUGGUGUCGCUGCAAAAGAAACUCAAGGCCACUGAAGAUGAACUGGACAAAUACUCCGAGGCUCUCAAAGAUGCCCAGGAGAAGUUGGAGCUGGCAGAAAAAAAGGCCACGGACGCUGAAGCCGAUGUAGCUUCUCUGAACAGACGCAUCCAGUUGGUUGAGGAAGAGUUGGAUCGUGCCCAAGAGCGACUGGCAACAGCUUUGCAGAAGCUGGAGGAGGCUGAGAAGGCAGCGGAUGAGAGCGAGAGAGGCAUGAAAGUCAUUGAAAGUCGAGCCCAAAAAGAUGAGGAAAAAAUGGAAAUUCAGGAGAUCCAACUGAAAGAGGCCAAGCACAUCGCUGAAGAUGCCGACCGCAAGUAUGAAGAGGUGGCCCGUAAGCUGGUCAUCGUUGAGAGUGACCUGGAACGCGCGGAGGAGCGGGCCGAACUCUCGGAAAGCCAAGUCCGACAGCUGGAAGAACAAUUAAGAAUAAUGGAUCAGACCUUGAAAGCAUUAAUGGCUGCAGAGGAUAAGUACUCGCAAAAGGAAGACAAAUAUGAGGAAGAGAUCAAGGUCCUUUCCGACAAGCUGAAGGAGGCCGAGACUCGGGCUGAGUUUGCAGAGAGGUCAGUAACUAAAUUGGAGAAAAGCAUUGAUGACUUAGAAGAUCAACUCUACCAGCAACUUGAGCAAAACCGCCGCCUAACUAACCAACUAAAGCUGGCUCUGAAUGAGGAUUAGACUCUAAGUGGGAAAGAGCUUGGGCUGAUUUCUAGGAAUGGAGCCCAUGGGCAGGAAAUCUAAGACUGCCGUACCUUCAACUGAUAGGGCUGACAACACUUGCUUUCCGCAGAAUUGUACAUGGAAGGAAUUAGCUAAAAAGCUGGCUUCACCUGCAUUUUCCUCUUAUAUCUGGAAUAACUAAGUUCUCUCUAAACCCCAAAACCGCUCUUGUCGUA